AUCCGUGCCCCCACCCGCGUCCCAUCUGCGCCCCCCCCUGCCCCGGCUGCCCGUGCGCGCCCGCCGAGAGACCCUCGGGCCCCUCGCCGCUCCUGGGCGGCUCCCGGCGGGGGCCUCUCGGGCGGACCUGCGGCGGCCUCCGUUGCCGUUUUGGCCCGAGUUUGGCCCAGGUUUGGCGCGAGCUCUGUUUUUGUUGCCCCUCCCACUUCGCCGGGACCGAUCAUCUUGUCACCACCCGCUCCAGACUCGCGCCGCGUCGGGCCCGAUGCCGGCCCUGUCCCCGUCGGGCCUUCUUGUCAUCUCGUACGUGCUCAGGCCAGUUUUCGGUGCGCCCGUGUUGGACACUUUCGUUGAUUCACCCCAGUAUUCCCUCGUCGUCGACGCAGGCUCCUCGGGCAGCCGUCUGCGGAUGUACAACAAGACGGAAGAUGGCGUGGAAGAGAUCAAACCACACGAGGAGGACGAGGACAGCUUUGAGACGGAGCCUGGUCUGUCAUCUUACGCAGGAAAUCCCGAUGACGCGGGGCCUUCUUUGACUGCUUUGCUCCAAGCGGCAGCGAAAUACGUCCCUGAAUCUUACCGGUCCACAACGCCUCUGUGGAUCAAAGCGACGGCCGGCAUGCGCCUUGUUCCAGAGGAGCAGUUGGGGGGAAUGUUUACGUCGUUGGACCAGUACCUCUCUGAAACAGUUUCGGUGAAUCCUUUCAAAUACAUGGGAUCCGAGGUACUGGGUGGUGAAGAAGAGGCAGUCUUUGCGUGGAUCAGUAUGAAUUUCAUUCUUGGGACUAUCUUCCAGGGGUACACUAAGACCUCCGGAAUCUUAGAUAUGGGCGGGGCGUCGAUGCAGGUGGCCUUCAACCCUGGUAAGGACAUCAUGUCUAACGAGUUCUCCUUCUACGUGAACGAGAAGCGGAUGUCCGUGUAUGCGAAGAGCUUCAUCAAAUUCGGCCUCGCGACGGCUGUGCAGCGUGCCAUGGUGGCGGCGGCAAAGCAAGCGGGCGCUGGCAAGACCGAGGUGGUGUAUCCUUGCUACAACAAGGGGUACAACGAAUCGGCGGAGAUCGACGGGAAACAAGUAUCAUUCGUUGGGUCCGGCGACCCUACUGCUUGCGAUGCCAUUGUCCAAGGGCUCCUCCAUUUGGAGUAUGAGUGUUUGCUUGAACCGUGCGCGCUCAUGGGCGUGCACAUGCCAAAGGUCAUCAAGUCGAAGACAUACUACGCCAUCGCGAACUUUUUCUACAUCGCCAAUGGCUUGGACCUGAUCGGCUGGAGCGAAUCGAAGAGUCUGAGUCCCUCGGCUAUUCUGGAGAAGGCCAAGAGCUUCUGCCAGAUGCCGCUCGCAGACGCGGAGGCGGCUUCCGCGGCGCCGUGGAAAUACAAGAAGAAUCAUUGUUUCGGGGGCCUCUACAUGUUCCACAUCCUCACGGCGUACGGCUUCGCGGACGACGCCGACAACAUCACGGGGAACUCGACGGCAAGACCGCCGACUGGAGCAUGGGUGCUGCCCUCUUCGAGACGCAGUACAUGCCCGUCCACCUCAUGACGCGGCAGGUCGGGCCCGGCGGCAACAAGGACUGCGCGGCGCCCGAGGCCGAGGAGCGUGCCGCCGCGGGUGCCGUGGCCCUGGCCUGGGCGCUCCUGGUCGCCCCCGCGCUCGCGCUGCUCGUGCUGCUCGCGGCGUUCGCGCGGCGCCGCCGCUCGCAGGGCGCCCGCGGUCACGACGCCGGGCCGCUGAUGGAGGAGGGCGUCCGGGCGGACGCCGCCGAGUGAGGCUCAGGGGGGCAGUGCGCGGCGCCGAGGUCCGAGGUAUUGCCUCACCCCUCGACAGGAAUGAGGACGUCGACGUCCCGGUGCUAUUUUAGCCUUCCUGGAAGGUCAUGGUAGCGGCCCCCUCGAGGCAUCGAGGUGUUCGGUGCUAGUAGUAGUAGUAGUAGUAGUAGUAGUAGUUGAACCUUAUGUCAGGCUGAGGCUCAGGCUUAGGCUGAGGGUUCGGUUAGGCUGAGGCUUAGAAUCCAGGGGCAGCGAGGAAUUUCGCUAAGUUUUGCGUGCGCGCCAUUGGAUUACUUACCAGGCGAGUGUGCGCCUAGCGAUGCGUCUCUACCAGUAUAUUGGCGGCAUACGCCCGUUGGUUUUGGGAGUGUUGGUGGAGCUGUCACAUGCUUUUCACUUCUCUUCGACAGACUUCUCAACAGUCGAAUGUGAUGAGCUUGUGAACUUUUCUCGAGAAGGCUUUUCGCGACAACCGCGACGCCGACUCGUGUUGCUGACCGUGCCAAAGAUGCCUUCGCAGUGGCUUAUGCCUUCGCAGUUGCUUGCUGUUCGACGCUGCAGCCAAGUCGCACCACGUCCUUCUCUCUUCAUCCUCCUGCGCAUCAUCGUCCCGUCAUUACUCACUUCUGGCACCUCUGGCGCAC
Molecule: messenger RNA, 2414 nt
Organism: Prorocentrum cordatum
Lineage: Eukaryota; Dinophyceae; Prorocentrales; Prorocentraceae
Source: the annotation of a GenBank genome assembly